CCCCGGAAGUAUAUGUUUACAGUGACGAAGUUAUGGGCGGUGUUUGCACUCAUCAGACUGUCUUCUCGGAUGAAGAACUAGAAGAGUAUUCGAAUCUGACUUACUUUAGUAAGGCGGAAGUUCUCUAUGCUUUCAAGCGGUUUUCGAUGUUGGAUCCUGUUCGUGUCGCACAAAAUAGAAAUGCCAAGUUGACAAUGAGGACAAUACUCAAUAACUUGAAUGAGCUUAGUGUUAAUCCGUUUAAGGAGCGUAUUUGUAAGGUAUUUUCAAGCUCUGGAAAUGGAGACCUGACUUUUGAGGAUUUCCUUGACAUGAUGUCAGUAUUCAGUGAGGAGGCACCGAAAUCAUUAAAAAUUCAGUGGGCAUUUCGAGUGUACGACUUCGAUGAUGACAGAAGGCUUAACCGGAAAGACCUACAGAUAUUAUUGAGCCAACUCUGUGGACAGGAUGCUGAACUUCUAGAUGACGAUAAACGGUUAAGCACAAGAGAUCAGAGGGAGAUUGUUGAUCAGAUAUUGCAAGAAGGUGAUCUGGAUCAGGACGACUCACUGAGUUUCCCUGAGUUUGAAAUUCUCAUCUCCAAAUGUCCUGAAUUUCUCAACACAUUCAGAAUUAAGCUCUGAGUGGAGUGUAACCCACUCGGUUCUUCGCAAACAAAUGUGAACAGGGCAUUCAGACACAUUUCUGUAGAACUUUGUGUUCACACACAUUUCUUCCUCUAUUUGUCUAUUCUGGUACAAAUUUUUUUAGUCUUUAUUGAUGUUUGAGUAUCUACAACUAAAAUACAUCAACUGGA
Molecule: messenger RNA, 796 nt
Organism: Corticium candelabrum
Lineage: Eukaryota; Metazoa; Porifera; Homoscleromorpha; Homosclerophorida; Plakinidae
Product: calcium and integrin-binding protein 1-like
Exons: 6
Coding region: 33-623 (196 amino acids)
Molecular function (GO): magnesium ion binding; calcium ion binding
Source: RefSeq, a predicted model, not a curated record